Messenger RNA from Vicia villosa (hairy vetch), 1344 nucleotides. RefSeq lists its product as uncharacterized. Lineage: Eukaryota; Viridiplantae; Streptophyta; Magnoliopsida; Fabales; Fabaceae. Bases 1 to 1344 code for a protein of 447 amino acids. The transcript has 2 exons. The record is from RefSeq and is a predicted model, not a curated record.
AUGGAAAUCAAAGUUCGUAAGCUUUUCUGCCUCAGCUUCAAGGGAGUGCCUACAUCUCUGAAGAUUCUUUGUGAUAAUGUUUCUGGUGCUUUUGUGCUUUCCGAGUCUCUAAAUAGAUUAAUUAGCCUGGUACGAACCAAAGUGGAUGAAACGCUCCUCAACACGAUGAUCCGGUUUUAUGAUCCUCUCCUUCAUUGCUUUACAUAUAGGGACUUUCAUUUGGUUCCCACAUUAGAGGAAUUUUCCUCCAUACUAGGAUUACCGGUACUUGAUCAGAUGCCCUACACUGGUGAAGAAGAGAUUCCUAAGUUGGAAGAUGUUGCUGCUGCAUUGCAUUUGCCUCGAUCAGAAAUUAGAAAGGCUUGGGUGAAUAAAGUAGAAUACACUGGCUUCCCUAUUGACUUCUUGUAUGGUCAAGCUGAAAUCUUGAUUAAUGCUGUGAGUAUGGAUGCUCUUGAAAAAGUCCUCGCUUUCCUGAUCUAUGGGCAAGUCUUAUUCCCUCGUUACGACAAAAUUGUGGAUGUGAUUGCCAUUAAGAUCUUCAUCAGCAAUAAUCCCGUUCCUACCUUAUUGGGUGACUUGUUGCAUUCCAUCCAUCAUCGAUCAUCUAAAGGAAAAGGUUGCGUUCUCGGAUGUGCACCUCUUCUACAUAAGUGGUUUAUUUCUCACUUACCCCGUUCCAUAAUAAAGAACGAAGAAGGUGGGACUUGGGUUCAAAGAAUCAUGAGGAUUUCGUACGAUUAUAUCGUUUGGAACCAAAAAGAGUUUGAAGGAACCCAUUUGUUUGAUAGUUGUGGAGAUUUCCCAAAUGUACCUCUUCUUUAUACAACUGGGAAGAAGAAGUUGUUUAUUAGAGCUUGGUCCAUGGUAAAGAAGGUAGAUACGCGAGCAUUGGGACUAAGGAACUACAUCCCUUCAGAUCUUUAUUUUAGGUGGAUUUAUGAUCGAGUUGUUGAGUAUGGUAUGCCAUAUCCAUCUGAUAUCCCUGUUGUAUCAAGGGUUACCCAUCCGGUCAUUCCUUUGGUUUUGGAGCCUUAUGUUCCCGCUCCAAAUGAAGACCUUGCUGCUACUAUUGCUUCUUUAAGAAGAGAAAAGGCUAAUCUUGAAAAGCGCUUACGUAAGGUUGAGGCUGAAAAAGCAAUGUUAGUGGCUGAUGCUAAAGAUCAAGAUGGUAUGCUUGACUAUUUCUCCCGAAAAUGGAAGAUUGAGGAUUUCGUCUCUCUAGAUCAGAUACAAUCAUGGGAACUAGAGAUUGAUAGACUCGUCCAAGAAAGAAACGAGAUGAUUAAAAUGCACAAAGAAGAGAUCAGAAGUUUAAAGAGAAAGCGCCGACUCGAAGACUGA